Messenger RNA from Insectozyma verbasci, 4536 nucleotides. The record is from the annotation of a GenBank genome assembly. Lineage: Eukaryota; Fungi; Ascomycota; Pichiomycetes; Serinales; Debaryomycetaceae.
AUGGUAGUCGCGGACGAUUAUGAAGAAUCAAAUUCUUCUUCAUCAAUUGGUGAAUAUAGAGGUCAUCUUCAUUCAAAAAGUAAUAAUGAAAAAACUGAGAAUAAUAAUACUCAUACAAAUAAUGGUUCAGAUUCUUUAACUCCUUAUGAUUAUGAUGAUGAAGAAUUUGAUUAUAUAAAAGAUGAUGAUGAGCAUCUUACUGAUGAACAAAAAAGAGAACAUUUAAUUAAAACAAUUUCUCAUAUUUCAAAUCAUGAUUUUGAUGAAAAAUUUGACUCAAUUUCAAGAGAAAUUUCAAGACAAAUUACAGAUAAAGAAGGUGAAUUUCAAUUAAAAUUGGAUAAUUUUAAUUUAGGCAAAAUUUUAUCAAAUUUUGUUUAUUUUGCUAAAAAGCAAGGUAUUGUUUUAAGAAGUAGUGGUUUAACUUUUCAAAAUUUAACUGUUUAUGGUAUUGAUGAAUCUUUUGCUGUUGUUCCAACUGUUGUUGAUUUAUUAAAGGGUCCAAUUGGUGGUAUUCAAGCUUUAAUAACAAAAUUAAAAACUCCAAAGAGAAAGAUUUUAAAUGAAAUUAAUGGAAUUGCAAAACCUGGUGAAUGUGUUUUAGUUUUAGGUAGACCUGGUGCUGGUUGUUCAACUUUUUUAAAAUCUUUAACUGGUACUGAUUUCGAUUUAUAUGAAGGAAUAGAAGGUGAUAUUCGUUAUGAUGGUUUACCUCAAAAGGAAAUGUUGGCUAAAUUCAAAAAUGAUUUAAUUUAUAAUCCUGAAUUAGAUGUUCAUUUUCCUCAUUUAACUGUUGAUCAAACUUUAUCUUUUGCAAUUGGUUGUAAAACUCCUGAAUUAAGAAUUAAUGGAGUUUCAAGAAAAGAAUUUAUUAAUGCAAAAAAAGAAAUUUUAGCAACGGUUUUUGGUUUAAGACAUACUUAUAACACGAAAGUUGGUAAUGAUUACGUUAGAGGUGUUUCUGGUGGUGAAAGAAAAAGAGUUUCAAUUGCCGAAGCUUUAGCUUGUAAUGGUUCAAUUUAUUGUUGGGAUAAUGCAACAAGAGGUUUGGAUGCUUCAACUGCUUUAGAAUUUGCUCAAGCUAUUAGAACUUCUACAAAAUUAUUAAAAACAACUGCUUUUGUUACAAUUUAUCAAGCUGGUGAAAAUAUCUAUGAAACUUUUGACAAAGUAACUGUUUUAUACCAAGGUAGACAAAUUUAUUUUGGUCCAAUUCAUAAAGCAAAAAAAUAUUUUGAAAAUAUGGGUUGGGAAUGUCCUGCAAGACAAACUACUGCUGAAUUUUUAACUGCUGUCACUGAUCCAAUUGGUAGAUUUGUUAAGGAAGGUUAUGAAAAUAAGGUUCCUAGAACUUCUCAAGAAUUUGAACAAUAUUGGUUGAACUCUGACGAUUAUAAACAUUUAAUACAAGAGAUAAAUGAAUAUAAUAGUCAAAUUAAUCAAGAUGAAACUAGAAAAAUUUAUUAUGAAUCAAUAUCUCAAGAAAAAAUGAAAGGUGCUAGAAAGAAUUCUCCAUUUACUAUAUCCUAUUUUCAACAAUUAAAAUUGUGUGCACUUCGAAGUUAUCAAAGAAUUAUUGGGGAUUCAGCUUAUACCAUAACUCUUAUGGCAGCUGGUAUAUCGCAAGCUUUCGUUGCAGGUUCAUUAUAUUACAAUACUCCGAAUGAUGUUACUGGUGCAUUUUCUAGAGGUGGUGUUAUCUUCUUUGCUGUUUUAUUUAUGUCAUUAAUGGGUUUGGCCGAAAUUUCAGCUUCAUUUAGUAAUAGAUCAAUUUUAAUGAAGCAAAAGAAUUACUCAAUGUAUCACCCAUCUGCUGAUGCUCUUUCAAAUUUUGUGAUGUCAAUUCCUGUUAGUAUUGUUGUCAAUAUUUUUUUCGUCGUCAUUUUAUACUUUUUAUCAAAUUUGGCAAGAGAAGCUGGUAAAUUUUUCAUUUGUUUCUUAUUUGUUGUUUUAUUACAUUUAACUAUGGGUGCAAUGUUUCAAGCUGUUGCUGCUAUUAAUAAAAGUAUUGCUGGUGCAAAUGCCAUUGGUGGUGUUUUGGUUUUAGCUUCAUUGAUGUAUUCAUCUUAUCUUAUUCAACGUCCAUCGAUGCAUCCUUGGUUUAAAUGGAUUUCAUAUAUUAAUCCAGUUUUAUAUGCUUUUGAAGCAAUUAUUGCAUCUGAAUUUCAUGGUCGUAAAAUGCAAUGUGUUGGUCUGUAUUUAACUCCGUCGGGUCCGGGAUAUCAAAAUUUGGCAAGUGGUGAACAAACUUGUUCAUUCGUUGGAUCAGUUGCAGGUCAAAAUUGGAUUUCAGGUGACAGUUACUUAAAGUUGGCCUAUACUUAUAGUUUUUCUCACGUUUGGAGAAAUCUUGGUAUAUUGAUUGGGUUUUUAGCAUUUUUCUUGACAAUUAAUGCAUUAGGUACUGAAUGUAUUAAACCAAUUAGUGGUGGUGGUGACAAAUUAUUAUAUUUAAAAGGUAAAGUUCCAGAACAUAUCAUGUUAUCAUCAGAAAAGAAGGAAGGUGAUAUUGAAGAAGGACCUGAACCUGAUAAUUUGGAGAAAAUGGAGCCAGAAGUUAAACCUAGUGAUGAAGAUUUGAGAGUGAAGGAUAUUUUCGUAUGGAAAGAUAUCGAUUAUGUAAUACCUUAUGAUGGUGCUCAAAGAAAAUUGUUACAGAACGUCAGUGGAUUUUGUAUUCCGGGUACUUUAACUGCUCUUAUGGGUGAAUCAGGUGCUGGUAAAACUACUUUAUUAAAUACAUUAGCUCAAAGAAUUGAUUUUGGUGUUAUAACUGGUGAUAUGUUGGUCAACGGUGCCAAAAUUGAUUCAUCAUUUAGUCGUCGAACUGGGUAUGUUCAACAACAAGAUAUUCAUGUUUCUGAAGUUACAGUUAGAGAAUCUUUACAAUUUGCUGCAUUAUUAAGAAGAUCAAAUGAUGUGAGUGAUCAAGAAAAACUAGAUUAUGUUGAAAAAAUUAUCGAUGUUUUAGAUAUGGGUUGGUAUGCAGAUGCUGUUGUUGGUAAAAUGGGUGAUGGUUUAAAUGUUGAACAAAGAAAAAAAUUAUCAAUUGGUGUUGAAUUGGUUACAAAACCUUCAUUAUUAUUAUUUCUUGAUGAACCAACUUCUGGUUUAGAUUCUCAAUCAGCAUGGGCAAUUGUUAAAUUAUUACGUGACUUGGCUAAUGCUGGUCAAUCCAUUUUAUGUACUAUCCAUCAACCAUCAGCCACUUUAUUUGAAGAAUUUGACAGAUUGUUAUUAUUAAGAAAAGGUGGUCAAACUGUUUACUUUGGUGAUAUUGGCCCUAAAUCUAGUACAAUCCUAAAUUAUUUUGAAAGAAACGGAGCAAGACAUUGUGAAGAACAAGAAAAUCCUGCGGAAUAUAUUUUGGAAGCUAUUGGAGCAGGUGCUACAGCUUCAACUGAAUCAAAUUGGUUUGAAAUUUGGGAAAAUUCAAAUGAGAAAAAACAAACUGAUAUCAAACGUGAUCAAUUGAUUGAAGAAUCAAAAAAUAAUCGUUCUGAAGGAACUGCUGAUAAACAAUUGACAAAAAAAUAUGCUACUCCAUAUUUUUACCAAUUUAAGCAUGUUUGUCAUAGAAGUGCAUUGAUGUUUUUCCGUGAUCCAAAUUAUAUUGCUGCAAAAAUAUUUUUAAUGACUAUAUCUGGGUUAUUUAUUGGUUUUACAUUUUUUGGUAUAAAACAUACAAAAACUGGUUCUCAAAAUGGUAUGUUUUGUGCUUUCUUAUCUGUUGUUGUUUCAGCUCCUGUUAUCAAUCAAAUUCAAGAAAAAGCCAUUACUGGUCGUGAUCUAUUUGAAGUUAGAGAAAAAUUAUCAAAUACUUAUCAUUGGUCUUUAAUGAUUAUUUCUCAAGUACUAAAUGAAAUGCCAUAUUUAAUAAUAGGUGCUACAUUUAUGUUUGUUUCACUUUACUUUCCUACUCAAGUUGACACGGAAGCACUGCAUUCUGGUAUAUUUUAUUUUACUCAAGGUAUAUUUUUACAAGGAUUUGCUGUUUCAUUUGGUUUGAUGGUAUUGUAUAUUAGUCCUGAUUUGGAAUCAGCUGCAGUUAUUGUCAGUUUCUUGUAUACAUUCAUUGUUGCAUUUUCAGGUGUUGUUCAACCAGUCAACUUAAUGCCAGGAUUUUGGACAUUUAUGUAUAAACUUUCACCAUAUACAUAUUUCAUACAAAAUUUAAUUAGUUCAUUUUUACAUGGUAGGAAAAUUCAGUGUAGUGAUAAAGAAUUAGCUUAUUUUAAUCCACCAAAUGGUGAAACUUGUGAAGAAUUUGCAAAUGCUUUUGUUCAACGUGCAGGUGGAUAUUUGAAUAAUCCAAAUGCAACAUCAAAUUGUGGUUAUUGCAGUUAUAGUAAUGCUGAUGAAUAUUUAUUGACUAUAGGAGCUAAAUUUUCAUUAAGAUGGAGAAAUGUGGGAUUCUUUUUUGUUUAUAUAUUUUUCAAUAUUGGAUUUUGUUUGGUUCUUUACUAUAUUUUAAGAUAUAAAAAGAUUACUAAGAAUCUUACGAAUGUAAAAAAUGUUUUCAAAAAGACAAAAUAG